AUGGCCCAGAGGGAGAAGAACAAAGUGGGAAGAGAACGCCAGGCUCAGAGACAGUCAGCAGAAAAGAAUGACCUUUUCAUAGAGUGCGUCUGGGCCAUGCCAGACCCUGCUCCCACUAAGCCCAGUCCCGGCCCCCCCCACCACUUCCACCCUGCCAGCCCUACGCUGCCCCUCUCCUCCUCUUCUUCUUCUUCUGGCAAUGGCAAGCGCGCCUCCUCCAGUAGCCAGCUCCAGACUCAGACCCCCCCUCAGCAGCAGUGCCAGUUGUCCUCUGCCAGUGCUCGCUACCCGCCCAGAGAGGUGCCACCCCGCUUCCGCCAGCAGGAGCACAAGCAGCUACUGAAGAGAGGCCAGCCACUGCCUGCAGGAGCCCUCAGCGCUCUCACCCUCUCCUCUUCCUCCUCCUCCUCUUCGCCCUCAUCAUCUUAUUCCUCUUCUUCUACGACUACCGACAGCACUUCCCCAAACUCUGCCACGUCCGCUGCGAGCAAACGCCACCCAGACAUAUCCCUUCAGAGUGGCUGUAUUGCCCAUUAUGAGACUUCUCAUUGGGGAGCCUCUUUGCCAGUUGACAGCUGCUCCAGUGCCAACAGCAGGGACAAAGUGAAUAUUGACAAAAGUGACACGGAAGCUUGGCCCUCCAUCAACCACAGUAGUGACACCAGCCAUACCGCAGCACAAGAAUGCACCUUGGGCUCAGCUAGCUCAAACACAGACAACAGUGCUGUCACAACCACCAGUAGUUGUAGAAAUCUGAGUAUGGCCACAGGUGCGGCAGGCCAGCCGGCCCACUACCCCUCUCUUAAAGCCAACAAUAACAUGAUGACAGGACCUGGGUCAGCCAACACGUGUGGUAGUAGAGGUUGGGGCGCAGAUGGGAAACAAGAUGGUAUGAAUGGUGGCAGAGUAGGAAUGCCCAAUAACUGGGGGGUUCCCAAUUUUAACAUGAACCUCAAUCCCAAUGCCAACCCAUCAGCCUGGCCUGUUCUCGGCCAAGAGGCUGGUGGAGGUUGUGGUAUUGGCCCUAAUGCAGUGUCAAACUCCCCAUCCCUUCCACCAGGUAUUAAUGGCAAUGGAAACAUGGGAGAUGGGAGACUGGGAGGUGCAGAGAAUGGCGGUGGAGGCCAGUCCCCCACUGAAUCAUCCCAGCUCAAUGGGGACACAACAGGCAGCUCUGUAUGGGGUAGUGGAGAAACCAAGGCAGCUGACUCCCCCAAGGAAUCCGGCUGGGACUCGACUCCAUCUGGAGGGCAUUCUGCAUGGGGCCGCCAAGGCAGUGGUGGUGGGGGCAGUAGUGGAAGUGGUGGCUGGGGUGACUGGGGGAAAUCUUCUGGUGGAAGCAAAGAAGCAACUAAAGGCUGGGACUCAGUAGACGCUGGUAAUUCUGGUUCAGUCAAAGAACCGCCACUUAGCUCAUGGGGCCAGCAGCCUAGACCAGCCCCAGAAAGUGAGGGUAGUAGGGACAGCACCGAAAGUCAAACUGACCACAGAGACAGGACCUCCAGCACGGAUUGUACCCCUCUUCUACCCCGGCAGGAUCUGGACCCUAGGGUGCUGAGUAACACGGGUUGGGGACAGACCCCCAUUCGACAGCACACUGUAUGGGAGAUGGAAGAAGCUAACUCUGAUGAUGAGAAGAGAAAAGGCUGCUCAGAUGCCAUGGCAGUCUCCAAAUCCACUGGUGGACCCUCAUCCAACACUGGAGGUACCAUCAAUCCAAGAAUUAGCCCCAGUCAGAGGUCUGGGUCUGGAGAAAAGAGUGACAGUGAAGGGUUAUCAUCCUCUGGCUGGAGAGCCAAUCCACCUCAGCCUACCCAGACUGGCUCAGGAUGGGGUGACCAACCACAGUCACACAGCAAAGCGCCAAAUGGCACUAGUGGUCCUAGUGGCUGGGGCGAACCUUUGCCUACCAAUGUUCCUAGAAACGGAGGCAAAUCAUCCUGGGGUUCUGAGGACAAGUCACCCAGUUGGGACAAUGGCAUGACAAAAAGUCAGCCUAACACUAACCCAGGCUGGGAAGAGGGUCCUAAAAGCUCUCAUGGAUGGAGCAAUAGUAAUGGGGGCCCCAACAACUCCAGUGGAGGAGGUGGUGGACGUGGUGGAGAUGGUGGAUGGAAGGAAAGCCCCAGGGGAGGAAAUAGAGGAGGAAACUGGAGUAAACCUGCUCCUACUGUGAGUAAUAACAGCUGGGGGGAGACCCCACAUGCCAAUGGCCCAGCGCAGGGAGGCUGGGGCUCUUCCAAGCCCCAGGAAAAUAACAGCAGUAGCAGCAGCAGUAGCACUGGCAGUGGAGGAGGUGGCAGUAUGGGUUCAUGGGGUGGUCCUGGUACUGUGAAGCAGAACCCAUCAAGCUGGGGCAAUAGCAGCAAACAGGAGCAGGGCAUGGAUCGCAGUGGCUGGGAAGAGCCCUCCCCUCCCUCCAUGCGCAGGAAGAUGGAAAUAGAUGAUGGAACGUCCACCUGGGGCAAUCCUGCGCCCAACAGCGGCAAUCCUGCCCCAAACAGCGGCAAUCCUGCCCCAAACGGCGGCAAUCCUGCCCCCAACGGCGGCAAUCCUGCCCCCAACAGCAAGGCUGUCAACAUGUGGGAUCGAAACAAACCCAAUAAUAACCCAGGUAACAGCGGCCCACCUCCCAGUAAGAAUGGAGGAGUGAUUAUCCCCAACAAUAACAACAACAAUCACUCAGUUGGCCCCGGCAACAACAAUCACCAUCACACUCACCACAUGCACCACCAUCCCAAUCAUAGCCAGCCCAAUCAUAUCCAGCCCCCAACUCACCUGCAACAUCAUGGAAACAACAAUGGGUCAUCCACCAAUGGCACUCAACAUCCAGGCGUGGGCCCCCAGGGUAGACCCCCCCUCGCCAACCCAGGUUGGGGAGAGGUUCCCAGUGUUCAGCCCAAGUCAGAACCUGCUUGGGGAGAGCCAGCAGCUCCAACAUCAUCUGUGGACAAUGGCACCUCCGCCUGGGGCAAGUCUACAGGGGGAGCAGGAGGAUGGGGAGAUGGUGGCCACGAGCCCUCUGGACCCUACGGCAGGGCAAACGGACCCACAGGUUCUGCACCCUGCAAGCCAGGCCCAAAACCUAUGCAAGAGAGCUGGGGAAAUGGAGGAGAGGAGAUGGGCAUGUCGUCCGGGCAAUGGGACACUGAGGAGGGGGACAUGUGGAACAGCCCCACCUCCCAGGAAAGCAGCUCUUCUUGCAACUCCUGGGGCAAUGGACCCAAGAAAGGCCCAAGCAAGGCGAAGAUAGGCAAGCCAGAUGAGGCUUGGAUCAUGAACCGUCUCAUCAAACAGCUCACUGACAUGGGCUUUCCGAGAGACCCUGCUGAGGAGGCUUUGAAGAGCAACAACAUGAACCUUGACCAGGCCAUGAGCGCCCUGUUGGAGAAGAAGACAGACCUGGACAAGCGGGGCAUGGGAAUGUCUGAUUACAGCAACGGCAUGAACAAGCCCAUGGUGUGUCGGCCCUCAGCACUCUCCAAAGACCCCUCUGACCGCAACUCUUAUCUUGACAAGGAUGGUAUUCUGUCAGAUGAAGCCCCCCAAUCACCGUUUCUGCCUUCCCCCAGCAUGAAGCUCCCCCUGGCCAACAGUAGCCUUCCUGGGCAGGGUCUGGGACUGGGCAACCCGGGGCUGGCCAUGCAAAACUUGAACAACAGACAGAUACCCAGUGGAAUGUUUGGCAGUAGUGGAGCAGCACAAACCCGGGCCAUGCAGCAGCAGCAGCCUCCUCAGCCACCAGUGCCACCUCUCAGCUCCUCCCAGCCUAGUCUACGUGCUCAAGUGCCUCAGUUUCUCUCCCCUCAGGUCCAAGCACAGCUCUUGCAGUUUGCAGCAAAAAACAUUGGUCUGAACCCUGCACUUUUAACCUCACCAAUAAACCCUCAACAAAUGACUCUCUUGUACCAACUUCAGCAACUGCAAAUGGCGUACCAGCGUUUACAAAUCCAGCAGCAGAUGAUGCAGGCGCAACGCAAUGUUUCCGGCCCCAUUAGACAACAAGAGCAGCAAGUGGCACGUACAAUCACCAACAUGCAGCAGCAGAUCCAGCAGCACCAGCGUCAGCUGUACCAAGCGCUGCUGAUGAAGCAGCAGCAAGUUCCUUCUCAUUCCUCCUCCUCCUCCUCUUCCUCCGCUGGUCUGCAUCCCCCCGGUGGCCACGCCGGAGGCCAUGGUUCCGGCAAAUCAACCCACGACCCCUACACAGGCCAACACCAGUCCCCGGGCCUCUCCGACUCAAUGCACACCAAAGAGGCGCUGUCUUCGCCCAACGCCUACAGCUCCUACCCUCUCUCUGGACUGAAUCCAAACAUGAAUGUAAACUGUAUGGAGGUUGGGGGUCUUUCCCUGAAGGAGCCCCCUCAGCCUCAAUCCCGCCUGUCCCAGUGGACACACUCCAACUCCAUGGACAGCCUCUCUGGCAACUCCUCAAACAUGGAGAACCUCAAUAAGCACGGUGCCAUAUCUGCUGCCUCUUCCCUCGGCCCCCCUGGGAAGCCCCCCCAUAUGGAGGACUCAUACAGCCCCUACAAUCUAAUGUCCAGCUCUGAGUCCCCCACCAGCCCCCAAGAUAGCUGGGGCCCUGGCAAGAGCCAGAAUGAAAAGAUCUCCAAUGGGACCAACAUUAACUGGCCCCCAGAGUUCUGCCCCGGUGUGCCAUGGAAGGGUCUUCAGAACAUCGACCCUGAGAAUGACCCCAACAUGACCCCUGGCAGCGUCCCCAGCGGUCCCACCAUCAACACCAACAUCCACGACGUCAAUCGAUACCUACUGCGGGACAGGAAUGGAGCCACUUCCCCUGCUUCGUCACUGGAGAAUGGCUCUCUGCCCCCCCCCAGCAGCGACUGGCCAUUCAGUGGCUACAAUAGCUCUUUCAGUCUGUCUUCCUCUGAUGGAGACAGCUCAGGGAAAAUGUCUGACAUGAAGUCCACCUGGUCCCAAGGGCCCAUCUCUCAGAGCCAGGCCUCUCUGUCCCACGAGCUGUGGAAGGUUCCUCAGGGGCCCCGCAGCAACCCGGCCCCCUCCCGGCCUCCACCGGGUCUCAGCCACAACAAGCCCUCCUCCACCUGGGGAGGCAACUCCCUGGGCCUGGCCCAAGGCUGGAGCAACUCCUACACCUCUGAGACAACCACCUGGAGUACGGACAGCUCCAACAGGACCAGCAGCUGGCUGGUGCUGAGGAAUCUCACCCCACAGAUUGAUGGCUCAACUCUGCGGACCCUGUGCAUGCAGCACGGCCCCCUGAUCACAUUCCACCUCAACCUGACCCAGGGGAACGCUGUGGUGCGCUACAGCUCCAAGGACGAAGCCGCAAAAGCCCAGAAGUCUCUGCACAUGUGUGUGCUUGGGAACACCACCAUCCUGGCGGAGUUUGCCGGGGAGGAGGAGGUGAACCGCUUCUUUGCACAAGGCCAGUCGCUGGGGGCUAACACCACCAGCUGGCAGGCCAACCCUGGAGCCAAUCAGAACAGGAUGGGCGGAGGCGGACAGUCCCACUCCAUGAGCCAGUGGAGCAGCGGUGGCGGCGGAGGCAAGCCCAGCGGAGGCGACUUGCUGUGGGGCAACGUGCCCCAGUACUCCAGCCUGUGGGGACCCCCGAGCGGAGAGGACCACAGGGGGAUCGGGAGCCCCACUUCCAUCAACACCCUGCUGCCUGGAGACCUGCUGAGUGGGGAGUCCAUGUAGGAGGAUGCUAAGAUACACUAAACAACCAACCCACCACCACCACCACCAUGUCACGUAAGGCAUUGGUGGUGGGUGGGUGAUAAAAAAGAAAAAAAGUCUAUACAAACAGGAGCAAAACCCAAGCAAAUCAUGUGGCGAUAAUCAGUAUCAAUUUGAACUGUGAAUUAUGAAUCAGAAGGCGGGAGUCCCUACCACACAGACUGCUGACUCCAGUCCUUCUGCUUCACUUUUGUCCCUUUUUUUUGUUUGGUUUUACCUCCUUUGGGGAAAAGAAGCAAACAUUUUUUCCCUUUGGUAUUUUUGAUCAUGUAAAACUAACUGAAAUGAGACACAACACAAAGAAACCUUUUAAGUGUUUUUAGUUUUUCCAUAAGUAUACAUGACAUUCUGUGUGAAGUUUUUUAUGAGAAGCAAUCAAAGCUGCCAUCUGAGACUUUCCUUUUCCCUCCAAAAAAAGAAGAAGAAUCAUCCCAAAAUAAGAACUUAAAACAACCAUUCCCAGCAUGUCCAUGGCCAAUGAUGUGGUUCAAAGACCUUUACUAGUUAUGUUAACGUUUGUUUCUCAGCACUAAUAUUAGCCUUAAGUGCUCUCUGGCAUAGGUCCUUCCCAAGCCGCCUUUUUUAGUUUCUUUUGUAACUGAAGAAAUAGCUGAAAUCUUGCACAGUUUCACCUCUGAGCCAGCAGGUGGUACAGGACAUGACUGGUGACCGACUCUGUCACUGGGCAGAGAGAAGGCCUGGCCACGUGACUGGCCCUACCAAUCAUCAGCUUAACUAUUUGAUUUGUAUUCUCAAAGGGAUAGACACAGCUGUUAAAUGUCCUCUUUAUUUGUAGGCCUAGACCCAAGCGCAUUAUUUUAUAUCUAUUACAACAUAUAAGCUGACAGAAGAUUAUUUGUCGACCUCGCUGCGUGUCUCUGUUUCCGUACAUGCCUAUUAUGUCCGGUGGCACCUAAUCAUUGACGUCUGCAAGCCCAGAUCCUUCUGGUCACCUUCAACCCAGGCGCUUACCGGUGCUGUGUUGAAUUUUCUAUCGUCCGAUUUGUUAUGAAGCCCAGCGGUCUGUAUGGUCAGCCAGUUUUUGGAGGAAAAAAAAAAGGACACAAUUUACCUUCAUGUGACAGUUACAUUGUGCAAUAUACACCAUAGACCUUUCUUCCGUCCAUACUCUACGUCCACCGGAGCUGGUUUCGCUUUUUUCGAUUGUUGCCGAUUGCAGCAAAAAGACUUUGGAACUUCACGAACCUUACCCCCUUUUUUCAAAACUUGGAUUCCCCCCAGGCCGCCAGUCCCCCUGAAACUGUUGGGACAACUCUGCAAAGAGGAAGCAACAGCUUUUGAACUGUGCAUGCAGCAAACUGUACACAAGAAUGACACUGUGUACACAAUAAUGCACACUUCCUCUCUGCGUGCCACAGCCACACCCAACAGAGACUGAAUCCACAGUGGGAUUGGACGGUUUGGGUAUCUGGCACAAUACCAAAUAAGAGGGGUUUCUCCUAAUGCAGUAGACCUACGAGUGUUCCUUGCGUUUGGUACUGUACAAACAAAUGAGACUAAGACUUUUAUAAAUUCAAAGGGUUUUAUCAUAGCACUUAUGAAGAGCAAAUCGCUUCAACUGCAAUCCAAUAAAUCUAAAAAGGAGCAGCAUAAACAUUGAAAACUACAAAUACUGCUCUUUUAUGUACUAUA
Messenger RNA from Notothenia coriiceps (black rockcod), 7380 nucleotides. RefSeq names its product trinucleotide repeat containing adaptor 6C2 (gene tnrc6c2). The record is from RefSeq and is a predicted model, not a curated record. Gene Ontology annotation, cellular component: nucleoplasm; P-body. Gene Ontology annotation, molecular function: protein binding; RNA binding. Bases 1 to 5688 code for a protein of 1895 amino acids. Lineage: Eukaryota; Metazoa; Chordata; Actinopteri; Perciformes; Nototheniidae. The transcript is spliced from 24 exons. Gene Ontology annotation, biological process: positive regulation of nuclear-transcribed mRNA poly(A) tail shortening; miRNA-mediated post-transcriptional gene silencing.